AUUCGGGGGAGAACCCUCAGCUCCGACACCGGAGACUCUCCCUCCCCCGCGGGCUGGCCCGAUCUCGGGCAGCGGUCGCCCCAGGGCCGCCUGCAGCUGUACUCCAGCGGCGUGCUUCGGGUCGACUCGAAUCACGGAAGUUUGUUGACGUCAGGUGUGGCAGCGGCUUCGUCCACUCGUCCCAACCGUCCCUCGCUUCUGGCACCUGUUGUCGGUUAGACGGAAGUUGGAUCUUAUUUAUCUGUUUACAGACGAGCACUCAACAACAAUAUCAACUACAUACCCGCUUGUUCCAAGGCUGUCGGGUUCAACUGCCUUCAAAGUGAAGAAAGGUUUUUGAAUUGACGUUACAGCCCACCCGUGAAGGAAGGUAGGAAUGAAGGAAGAAGGCUCACACGGCAAACUGUGUUUAUCGAAGUUUCCCGGGAUGCCCAAGGAGAAAUAUGAGCCUCCAGACCCGCGCAGAUGUUACAGCAUCAUGUCGGCCGAGGACGUGGCCAGCGGGAAGAAGAGCCAGUGGGCCGAGCUGGAGAUCUCUGGUCGCGUGCGGAGUCUCAGCAGCUCACUGUGGACGCUGACCCACCUGACGGCGCUGCACAUCAACGACAACAACCUGACCCGCAUCCCGCCCGAAAUCUCCAGACUGCCUCACCUGGUCUACCUGAACCUGUCGUCCAAUAAGCUGCGCAGCCUCCCGGCUGAGCUGGGGCGCAUGGUCUCUCUCAGGGAACUUUUGUUGAACCACAAUCUGCUGAGAGUUUUGCCCUAUGAACUCGGGAAGUUAUUCCAGCUACAGACUCUCGGGCUCAAGGGGAACCCUCUGUCCCAGGACAUCCUCAACCUGUACCAGGAGCCAGAUGGAACCAGGAAGCUGCUCAACUACAUGCUGGACAACCUGGCAGUUCACCCUGAGCAGCUGCCCCAGAGGCCCUGGAUUAGCCUGAAGGAGCGAGACCCGAUGACGCCCACAGCUGCCUUCACCGUCAUGUGCUACAAUGUCCUCUGCGACAAGUACGCCACCCGGCAGCUCUACGGUUACUGCCCCUCCUGGGCACUCAACUGGGAGUAUCGCAAGAAAGGAAUCAUGGAGGAGAUCACCAACUGUGACGCUGACAUCAUCAGUCUGCAGGAAGUGGAGACGGAACAGUACUACACUAUGUUCCUGGACACGCUGAAGGAGCGCGGGUAUGACGGCUACUUCUGCCCCAAGUCUCGGGCCAAGCUGGUGUCAGAGCAGGAGAGGAAGCACGUGGAUGGCUGCGCCGUUUUUUUCAAGACCCAGAAGUUCACGUUGGUGCAGAAGCACACGGUGGAGUUCAACCAGGUGGCCAUGGCCAAUUCUGAGGGGUCUGAGGUCAUGCUCAACAGGGUGAUGACCAAAGACAACAUUGGGGUGGCGGUCCUGCUGGAGGUCAACAAGGACAUCUUCACUGGAGGAGUGACGCCGCCGCCAGAGAGGCAGCUCAUCCUGGUCGCCAAUGCUCACAUGCACUGGGACCCGGAGUACUCGGACGUCAAGUUGAUCCAGACCAUGAUGUUCCUGUCGGAGCUGAAGAGCAUCGCUGAGAGGGCCAUGGACUCUGUGGCCACUGGCUCGCCUACCUCAGACCCCUCUUCCAUCCCCAUCGUUCUAUGUGCUGAUCUCAAUUCGCUGCCCGACUCUGGUGUGGUGGAGUACCUGAGCAACGGGGGUGUGGCUGACAACCACAAGGACUUCAAGGAGCUGCGCUACAGUGAGUGUUUGACCAACUUCAGCUGCAACGGGAAGAACAGGCCGCCAGACGGGAGCAUCACUCACAGCUUCCAGCUGAAGAGUGCCUACCACAGCAGCCUGAUGCCGUACACCAACUACACCUAUGACUUCAAGGGCGUCAUCGACUACAUCUUCUUCUCCAAGACCCGUAUGAGUGUUCUGGGUCUGCUGGGCCCACUGGACCACCAGUGGCUGCUGGACAAUAACAUCACCGGCUGUCCACACCCUCACAUCCCCUCUGACCACUUCUCCCUGCUGGCCCAGCUGGAGCUGCGGGCCCACCUCGGCACCGCCCUGAACGGGCUCCACCUGCUGGGCCACAGGUAGCCCAAUGGACCCUCCCGGUUUUAUACAGGACCUGUACAGCGGACUCUCACUACUGUCUUUUAAAUGUCUGACUCUGAGGUUGGUUGUCUGAUGAAACUGAAUUGGAAGUUUCUGUUUUUGCCUUAAAAAAAAAGACGUCUGACUUUUAUCAGCAAAUCUUUUUAGAACCCCACGACUGGACCCAGAAAAACAACAUAGGACUCUUUGUUUACACCUCAGCCGGACGUUUCCUGCUCAGUGCUGCCGAAACACACGUGUAAACAUUUAUUUAAUUCACUGAAUAAAUGUUUAUUUAAACGAGA
This is a messenger RNA of Synchiropus splendidus (mandarinfish), 2382 nucleotides long. RefSeq names its product CCR4-NOT transcription complex, subunit 6-like (gene cnot6l). The record is from RefSeq and is a predicted model, not a curated record. The transcript is spliced from 12 exons. Gene Ontology annotation, molecular function: protein binding; poly(A)-specific ribonuclease activity. Lineage: Eukaryota; Metazoa; Chordata; Actinopteri; Syngnathiformes; Callionymidae. Gene Ontology annotation, cellular component: cytoplasm; nucleus; CCR4-NOT complex. Bases 377 to 2080 code for a protein of 567 amino acids. Gene Ontology annotation, biological process: nuclear-transcribed mRNA poly(A) tail shortening.